AUGUUCAUGUUCGAAACAAAUUCGAAACAACGAUUCGAUCUCCUUAAAAGUCGUCGAUUGGUCGUGAAACUAAGAAAAGCCAGAAUUCUCGCCGGGAAUUGUUCUCAACAGUUCGUUCAAAAGGAACGUUAUCGAGAGAAAGCGCUACUUUAUCUCACCCGUUAUCGAGGGAACAGCUUUUCCGAUUGCGCAAACUCGUUCCUCCGAACGACUGAUCUCUAUCUGUCUACCAAAGGAUCGGUUGUUUCGAAAUUGCCCGUAAUUGUAUCUCUGGCUGGCAGAGUUUCGAGCGCGCAAUUUGGCAACCUUGUCGAUUUUGGAUUCACAUUAAAAGCGGAAUGCGGGAAAUUUCACGGUAAUUAG
Molecule: messenger RNA, 363 nt
Organism: Heterotrigona itama
Lineage: Eukaryota; Metazoa; Arthropoda; Insecta; Hymenoptera; Apidae
Source: the annotation of a GenBank genome assembly